Molecule: messenger RNA, 1431 nt
Organism: Diaporthe batatas
Lineage: Eukaryota; Fungi; Ascomycota; Sordariomycetes; Diaporthales; Diaporthaceae
Exons: 4
Coding region: 1-1431 (476 amino acids)
Biological process (GO): spliceosomal complex assembly; regulation of mRNA processing; protein phosphorylation
Molecular function (GO): ATP binding; protein kinase activity
Source: RefSeq, a predicted model, not a curated record
AUGGCCUCCAACGACCAGUUUGAAGCAGCAGCACCUACCUCUCAGCCUCGAGCCUCCAAUCCAUUCACGGUAGAACAUGCCCACUGGUCUAUGUACGAUGACGAUACCGGUCAGAUACAUCCUCACGAACCACUCGAACAUUACGGCCCUGGGGGCUAUCAUCCAGUGGCCCUAGGGGACACAUUUCAAGACGCUCGUUACACUGUUCUACGCAAAUUAGGUCACGGAGGUUACUCUACCGUUUGGUUGGCGUCCGAUAGUCAGGGUAUCCAGUCCGGUGUACCGAGAAGAAGAUUCGUUUCCAUCAAAAUCAAGAGGGCUUCAUCCUCAAAUAUGGGUCUGUAUGCUGAUCCAGAAGUUGUCAAGUUGAGAGCCCUGGAGAACCACUAUCUGAAAGGCCCACAAGACAAUCCGAGAUCGUUUGUUAUGUUGCUCGACUGUUUCGUCCACAACGGCCCCAACGGAACACACAAUUGCCUUGUCACAGAACUUCUGGGUCCUUCACUCAGUAAUGUGAUGCGUGUAUAUCGCGACCUUGAGCAAGUAUUACGACCAGACACUAUCCUGCGAGCUUCGAGACAAAUUCUUGAUGGCGUGCACUUCGCCCAUCAAGCCGGAUUUGCACACGGAGAUAUAUCCGCAGCAAACAUUGUCUUCACUUGCAACGCAAUCCUGGAUGACAAAGAUGAUGACCUCCUCGAAGUACUAGGUGAUCUUUACGUAGCUAAAGCUAAGACGUCUCUUCCUUCGCCUCACGCUCCGAAAGAGCUAGUAGCGACGUCUCGAUGGGGGCUCUGGAAUGACGGGCCUGAAGAGGAUAUUCGGUUCAUUGACUGGGGGGCAGCUUUCCCGGUAGAUCAAACUGUGUCUCAGGAAUUCAUGCCUCAGCCCAUCGACCUUCGCGCGCCCGAGACCUUUUUCAAUGGCCAUCUCACCUGCAAAAUCGACUUGUGGCGAGCUGGCUGUGUGGAGUCAAUAUUUGGUGCCCGUUACAAUGACAGGCAUUUCUUUCUCGAGCAGGUGAUCAAGAAGGUGGGACCGCUUCCAGAGGAUUGGCAGUCCAAGUUUGAAGAAAUCCGACAGGAGAACAAGGAUGCAGACGCUGAUGAAGCCAAUACCCCGUGGGAGAAGUUCGCAGACACAUUCGAAGAUCGCCGCCAGAGCCUUUUCAAGACAUAUACCGACGACGACGAAGACGUUUCCUGGAAAUACGAGCGAGACGACCACACGGAAUACGAUUUCGAGUGCCUAAAAUCUAUCCUUUUGCCUAUGCAACAGCUGCUCCAACACGAGCCGGAGAAGCGCAUUUCUGCGAAGGAAGCCGCUCACCUUAUCGAGUGGACAGAUCAUCGCCGGGUGGGUGGCGAAAUUUCAGUUCCAGUUGAGCAUCAAGGUGAACUGGACCCAGAGUGUCGGGAGGAUAACCAGUAG